This is a messenger RNA of Carlito syrichta (Philippine tarsier), 1001 nucleotides long. RefSeq names its product zinc finger DHHC-type containing 12 (gene ZDHHC12). The coding region runs from base 31 to 834 and encodes 267 amino acids. The transcript has 5 exons. The record is from RefSeq and is a predicted model, not a curated record. Lineage: Eukaryota; Metazoa; Chordata; Mammalia; Primates; Tarsiidae. Gene Ontology annotation, molecular function: protein-cysteine S-palmitoyltransferase activity. Gene Ontology annotation, biological process: peptidyl-L-cysteine S-palmitoylation; protein targeting to membrane. Gene Ontology annotation, cellular component: Golgi apparatus; endoplasmic reticulum.
UUCUUCCGGGUGGGGCCCCGGGCGGAGGCGAUGGCGCCCUGGGCGCUGCUCAGCCCUGGGCUCCUGGUACGGACGGGGCACACCGUGCUGACCUGGGGGAUCACGCUGGUGCUCUUCCUGCACGAUACCGAGCUGCGGCAGUGGGAGGAGCAGGGGGAGCUGCUCCUGCCCCUCACUUUCCUGCUCCUGGUGCUGGGCUCCCUGCUGCUCUACCUGGCUGUGUCGCUAAUGGACCCAGGCUACGUGAAUGCACUGCCUCAGCCCCAGGAGGAGCCCAAGGAGGAGCAGACAGCCAUGGUCCCCCAGGCCAUCCCUCUUCGGCGCUGCAGAUAUUGCCUGGUGCUGCAGCCCCUGCGUGCCCGGCACUGCCGUGAAUGCCGCCGCUGCAUCCGCCGCUACGACCACCACUGCCCCUGGAUGGAGAACUGCGUGGGCGAGCGCAACCACCCGCUCUUCGUGGUCUACCUGGCCCUGCAACUGGUGGUGCUUCUGUGGGGCCUGUACCUGGCGUGGUCAGGCCUCCGGUUCUUUCAGCCCUGGGGGCUGUGGCUGCGGUCCAGCGGGCUGCUGUUUGCCACCUUCCUGCUGCUGUCCCUCUUCUCGCUGGUGGCCGGCCUGCUCCUGGCCUCACACCUCUACCUGGUCGCCAGCAACACCACCACCUGGGAGUUCAUCUCCUCACACCGCAUCGCCUACCUCCGCCAGCGCCCGGGCAACCCCUUCGACCGGGGUCUGACGCGCAACCUGGCCCGCUUCUUCUGCGGAUGGCCCUCGGGGUCCUGGGAGGCCCUCUGGGCCGAGGAGGAGGAGGAGGGCCGCAGCCAGGCAGUUUAGGGCCACCGAGGAGGGCUGCCAUCCUGGGCCUGAAAACCGGGGGCCUGCCCCCAGCUGAGGCCAGCCUGCGGGGAGCCCGGGGCAGCUUGCUCCUGCCAGGCCACCAGGCAGCACUUCAGGGCAGAAUCCCUGCCUCAGCGGGCAGUUCAGCCUUCCCAGGAAGAGGG